UUUGUCGUUUUCAAACGUACAAAGUUUGUCAACGUUUCUAAAGAUAAACAUUUUAUCGCAUAUCUACCUCUUAAACAAGUAAACAUGGCGGAUGAAUAUAUGUAAUUAAAGUUGAUCAAUGUUUACGGUAGAGCGAUCGGAUACACGACUUUACUGACAGUGUAAUAGUCACACAGAGACAUUACACAAAUAGAUAAACUUAAAAGCAUGUAUCGGAUAAAUAUUCAGUUUACUUAGUGAUUGUCGAUUUAAUAUGGGACAAUUUUCGCAGCUUGUCUAAAUAUUUUUGUUGUUUAACAUGGACAUAAUGCAUUGGAUUUUAUUAUUUUGUGUCGUCUGCUAUUUACCAUGCUAUCAGACUUUGUCGCCUUUUGACGGACGACAUCAAUAUGCAAAGUGCGAACGUAUUGAAAUUCCAAUGUGUAUGGAUAUGAAAUAUAACUGGACACGGAUGCCAAACUUAGUCGGACAUUCAAAUCAAAAAGAUGCUGCGAUCCAAGUCCACGAAUUCACACCGUUAGUACGGUAUGGGUGUUCCAGACUUUUGCGAUUUUUUCUAUGUUCGUUGUAUGCCCCAAUGUGUACUGAAAUGGGGGGCGAGACGAUGAUUAUUCCAGUUUGCCGCUCUAUGUGCCUGGAAGUGCGGCAAAAAUGUGAGCCAAUCCUUAGCCGUUUUAAUUUUGAAUGGCCAAAAAUUCUAGACUGUUCUAAACUUCCACAAAAAAGUGAUCCGAAACCGAAUAAUUUGUGUAUGGAAGCACCAAAUGUAACACAUGAAACGGAAUUGGAUCCUCAGAUAUUCGAUCCACUCAACAAAAAAGAUAAAAAGUGGCAAGAAUUGGUAAACAAAAUCCGUCCUUUAUCAAAUGACAAUUCAGAAAAACAUAAUAUUCACAAACCUAUGAAAUGUUCGGAUAGAUUUUAUUUAUGGGAUAAAUCUGAUCAUAAUGAUACAUGCGUUCCAAGAUGUAACAUGGAUGUUUUAUUCCGCCAAGAGGAUAAAGAUUUUGCCGAAAUAUGGAUGAUAGUGUGGGCCUCCGCCUGUUGUUUGUCCACAGUCAUCACGUUUCUGACGUUCGUUAUUGAUACAACCCGAUUCAAAUAUCCCGAAAGGCCUAUUAUAUUCUUAUCAGUGUGCUAUGCAAUUUAUUCCAUGGCGUUUAUGAUCCGUGCCAUAAUAGGACCUAAUGCAAUAUCAUGUGACAAAGGACACGAUGGAUCAGAGUUUUUAAUCCAAGAGGGGUUGGAAAGUACUUGGUGCAUUAUAGUCUUCUUGAUAAUGUACUUCUUUGGAAUGGCUAGUCAAUUAUGGUGGGUGAUUUUAACAUUGACAUGGUUUUUGGCAGCAGGGCGGAAGUGGGGCCAGGAGGCCAUCGAGUCCUUAAGUAGUUACUUCCACCUAGCCGCAUGGGCUAUACCAGCCAUCAAAACUAUUAUUAUUUUAACAAUGCGCCGGGUUGAUGGCGAUGAACUUACAGGUCUAUGUUUUGUAGGCAAUCAAGACAUUUCUGCAUUAACAGGUUUUGUCCUGAUACCUUUAAUUUUAUACCUACUGCUGGGUACAUUUUUCAUAUUAGCAGGCUUUGUAGCAUUGUUCCGUAUUAGAAACAAUUUAAAACAAGACGGAACAAAUAUUCGUAAAUUAGAAAAAUUGAUGGCUAAAAUUGGUGUAUUUGCUGUGUUAUAUACUGUCCCAGCCACUUGUGUGAUAGGCUGUUAUUUCUAUGAACGUGUGAACUUUCAGACUAUGCGAAACGCUGCCGAGUCGUUGCCUUGUCGGACUGGAGAUAAAGGCACUUUAGACUGCAGUUUGGACAAAUCAUUUCCAAGCGUGGAAGUAUAUAUGUUAAAGAUAUUCAUGUCAUUGGUAGUUGGCAUAACUAGUGGUAUGUGGAUAUGGAGUAAUAAAACUGUGAGUUCUUGGAAAAAAUUCUGUACGAAUAGAUUUACUAGGAAAAAAUAUGGAGGCAAUGUGACUUACCAACAAGCGCCAGUCGUUGUCGUAAAAUCUCAUAAAUGUGUUCCAAAAACUUCGGGUUCAAGAGUGUAGCCUCAUGCUAGUACAAUGAUAGUUAUAUUGUGUAAGUUAUACAGGUUAAUUGCAUUGGUUCAAUAAGCUUUAUAUCGGGUCAUUCUGUACACAUUUUCUAAAUGUACAGUGUAAAAGUGCAAUUUUCACAUUGUUCAGAAUUAUAUAUAUUUUGUACACAAAUACCUAAGAAGAAGGUUUUCACCUUUUUUUUUUUGAUUAAGAAACGUUUUUUCAAUAUUUUUUUUCAUGCGAGGUUUCAUUUUUUAUCAAUUUGUAUCCAGUUGUGUUUAAUAACAAGAUAUAAAUCACUUGCUUAAAUUGGGAAAUGCAUCUACUCGGCUUACUCUUAUUACUUUUUUUUUGUCAAAAUUGAGGUUACCAGUAGCAAACAGGACUGAGUCCUUGUCCAUGGUACCCAUGGAUAUGUAUAGCAUGCGAUUACGUAAUUAACUGCAUUGAUGCACCCACAUGGUAAUCUUCGAUAAUAUAAAUUAUUCAAAGCAUUUUUCUGAUAAAACACGUUUAUCUAGAUCCAUGAUCAUUAAAACAAUUUGUUAUAUAUAGUAGAGUAAAAAAUUCAACACAAAUUUGAAUAAAAGUACGUCAAUUUGAAAGCAAUAACUGAAAAAGCAUCAACACAUAUAUAGUCCUCAUGUAAGAGAAGUCAACUGUUGGCAGCAAUAUAAAAAGCUCUAAAUCAACCAGGUCCAUCAAAUAAAAGUUGUGAAUACAUUUAUCCACAACCAUCAAAGAUCUAUCACCAAUACCAAAGCCUCAAAAUAUAAAUGCAUAAAAUUCAUUUAGAUAUUCCACAGCAGAUAACUAAGUAAAUUCACCCUUCUUGUUAUAAAUCAGAUAGGGUACAUGCAUGUAAGAGGUGUUAUAAUUCAUCAGCCCUGCUGUCAAUCCUUACUGGCAAACUGACAAUGACCACCAACAAUUUGGAGUGUUUCAUGACAUACAUAUCUACAGAAAAAGAGACUCGGGGACUGUCAACAUGAUCAAACUCAAAAUAAAUUACAGCACCUCACAGCAUGUACUUAUUUUAAAUCUUCUCCGUGUGUCACUAUAGAUUUGUUCGUUUCAUAAAUUUUGAAAAACGAGGUAAAUUGUAUCGAAUUCAUAUUUCAUAUUCACAAUGUUCCAUUAACUAAAGUUAACUUACAAUUGGGUAAAACAUGUAGUGUUCAUGAAAUAAAAAUUUUGUUUUAAGUUUUUAAUAUAAUCUUAAUUUUUUCUGUCGUUUAAAAGUUGAACAAAAAUUCACAAGUAAAAUAUUUGCAUGACGUUUAACAUGUGUAACGUUAGUCAAUUUUUUAGCCUUCAUCUUUUUAUUUAAGGGUAACUGUAUUUAGGGGAAAUGUCCAUAAGACAGCAAGCCAACGUCUCAAACUUUUAUUAUUGCUUUCAUUAUUGUUCGUUACCCCACAAUUUGUUACCUUUAUAACAUCAAAUCUCGUAAUUAAAAACCAUAAACAUACAGUUUAAAGGAUAAUUUAAAAAGUCUGUUCUGACACAAGAUCUUAUUGCAAAGCUCUGAUAAUUGAAGGGUUUAGAGAAGUUUGUUAUGAUCUGAUGUGAUAUCGUUUUACACAACCCUAUCCAGUUCUUUUAACUAUAGGAAACUUUUGAUAUUCGAACUACUAAAUUGCUAUUGUUAACUUUAACAAAUACGGAAAGCUUAAAUCGAAACUUCUCAACUGGAGCUAAUAACUGAAAUUAUAGGGCAGCCAUUAAAGGCAGAUAUGCACUUUGGUUUUUAUGCUGUAUAUGUUUAUAUAGAGUAGUUUAUUGUUCAUUCAUGUGUGAAAUUGUUGAUUAUAAUGACAGAGAGCCAUGACUUUAUGACUUAAUUUUAUGUUAUUUGUGUUGAAAUACGUGCCACGUGGAGAUUCUUAUUAAAGUUUAUUUAUAAAAAAUA
Molecule: messenger RNA, 3953 nt
Organism: Mytilus trossulus (common blue mussel)
Lineage: Eukaryota; Metazoa; Mollusca; Bivalvia; Mytilida; Mytilidae
Product: frizzled-9-like
Exons: 1
Coding region: 299-2050 (583 amino acids)
Biological process (GO): canonical Wnt signaling pathway; non-canonical Wnt signaling pathway
Cellular component (GO): plasma membrane
Molecular function (GO): Wnt-protein binding; Wnt receptor activity
Source: RefSeq, a predicted model, not a curated record